Alternaria alternata is the source of this 1045-nucleotide messenger RNA. RefSeq lists its product as hypothetical. The record is from RefSeq and is a predicted model, not a curated record. The coding region runs from base 74 to 919 and encodes 281 amino acids. NCBI's taxonomy places the organism in Eukaryota, Fungi, Ascomycota, Dothideomycetes, Pleosporales, Pleosporaceae. The transcript is spliced from 5 exons. Gene Ontology annotation, molecular function: oxidoreductase activity.
GUGGUCAUUUUUUAGGACAGCAUAUCUCAAAGCAAAGGAAGGGAAAGCAAACAGGUCAUUGCAAGCAGUGAAUAUGAGCAAACACGACGACGCAGUUUUGACAGAGAUCCGCUAUACCGCGAGAGAUGCUCGGCACGAGUACGAGAAGCCGUAUGAGAUGAGAUAUGACACUGGUGGGGUGAUUCCCACUACCAACACUACGCACGAGAGCCACACUGUUACCAUUCUGAAUUUCAGAUCAUUCCAGAAUGAACACAACUUCAGCGAUUAUGGAUUUGCGGUGGAGAAGAUGGGAACUAUCAUGACAGACGAGGUGUUCGGGAAUCGGAAACUCAUUCAGGAAGUCUACUAUCCUGUGCUAGAGAAACUCCUCUGGCAGCAAUUUCCUAGUGCUGCGGAGGUCCGCAUAUUGGAAUACAAUCUUCGAAGCAGACACAUACAGUACCCUCAUUUUAACCACAAGGUUGAGCUCGAGUUUUCGCAGCCUGCAACACUCGCUCAUAUUGAUUACUCGUUGGAGUCCGCAAUCAGGAACGCGUGCGCAGUGUUCAAAACACCACGAGAAAGCCUCAAACGCGUGCUAACGGUGAACUUUUGGAAGUCGUUUCAACCAGGAAAUGAUUGGCCUCUCGCCUUAUGCGACGCCCGUUCUCUCAACCAUGACACAGACACUAUCGAUGUUGACAUAGUCUAUCACGAUCGUUAUACUGAGAACGAGACCAUGUAUUACGACCCAGGACACGAUUGGUAUUAUGUCAAGGACCUCGGAGAGGAUGAAAUCUUGAUGUUCGUGCAGAAAGACACUGAUAAGCCCGGAGGUGGGGGCGUAGCGCACACAAGCUUCUAUAACCCCUUGGCUAAAGAAGAUGCUCCACCGCGGAUGAGCAUCGAGAUUAGAGCUUAUGUUGCAUUCAAGUAGAGCAGUUGGGAAACAAUACAUGCCGUGCUCCGCGCUCAUUGUAAGGGUGUAGAGUGGAGUACAAACAUGAUAUCUGAACAAAGAGAGAUAAACAUUACACUAGGAGAUUGAGUAUCAUUCAUCAAG